Elephantulus edwardii (Cape elephant shrew) is the source of this 1076-nucleotide messenger RNA. It is a transcript of the gene CAPZA3, whose product is annotated as capping protein (actin filament) muscle Z-line, alpha 3. Bases 159 to 1055 code for a protein of 298 amino acids. NCBI's taxonomy places the organism in Eukaryota, Metazoa, Chordata, Mammalia, Macroscelidea, Macroscelididae. Gene Ontology annotation, molecular function: actin filament binding. Gene Ontology annotation, cellular component: F-actin capping protein complex; actin cortical patch. The record is from RefSeq and is a predicted model, not a curated record. The transcript has a single exon. Gene Ontology annotation, biological process: barbed-end actin filament capping; actin cytoskeleton organization.
AGACCCAGAACCUGCCAGACUACCUGUUUUGAUGGUUGAACUUAAUAAUCUUCAGCUUGAAUGUUUACCACCUUGAUGGGAACAGGGUCUCAUGGAAUGUUUUCACAUUCCUUUCAACACUCUUUUCUUCAGAAGCUUUGCUUCUGCUGCAACCAAACAUGUCACUUGUUCUGAACAAGAAACAGAAAGAACAAGUAAUUCACAGGCUGCUAAUACAGGCACCACCCGGGGAAUUCGUAAAUGCCUUUGAUGAUCUCUGUCUGCUUAUUCGUGAUGAAAAACUCAUGCACCAUCAAGGUGAGUGUGCAGGCCACCAGCAUUGCCAAAAAUAUUUUGUACCACUCUGUAUUGAUGGUAAUCCAGUGCUCUUGACUCAUCACAAUGUGGUAGGUGACUACAGGUUUUUUGACUAUCAGAGCAAACUUUCUUUCAAAUUUGACCUCCUCCAAAACCAAUUAAAGGACAUCAAAAGUCAUGGUAUCAUUCAGAAUGAAACAGAGUACUUGAGAACUGUUGUUCUGUGUGCCUUGAAACUAUACGUGAAUGAUCACUUUCCAAAUGGAAAUUGCAAUGUUCUGCGAAAAAGUGUGAAAAAUAAGGAGUACUUGAUAGCGUGCAUUGAAAACCACAACUACCAAUCAGGAAAUUUUUGGAACGGCAUUUGGAAAUCUAAAUGGAUUUUUCAAAUAAAUCCAUUUCUGACCCAAGUGACAGGAAGAAUUUUUGUACAAGCUCAUUACUUCAGGUAUGUCAAUCUUCAUGUUGAAAUAUCCAAGGACCUGAAAGAAAGCUUGGAAGUAGUUAACCAAGCUCAACUGGCUCUAAGUUUUGCUAGACUUGUGGAAGAACAAGAGAAUAAAUUUCAAGUUGCAGUCAUAGAAGAAUUACAGGAGUUAUCAAAUGAAGCCCUGAGGAAAAUUCUGCGGAGAGAUCUUCCAGUGACCCGCACUUACAUCGACUGGCAGAGGAUACUUUCUGACUUGAAUUUGGUGAUGUAUCCUAAACUAGGAUAUAUCAUUUAUUCAAGAAGUGUGCUAUGCAACUGGAUAAUAUAAAGAAAGAUCUGCUCCCGGUAA